CGCAAGUAUUCUUCUAGUGCUUCACUGUCGAUUCUUCUUUGCAUAAUAAUUUGGUUUCAGUGUUGUGACAGUUCGAUAAAAACAACUUCCAGAGAGAUUAAAUCAUCAUGUCUAAGCGUUCAAAGCAAACAGGGAAUUUCUACAAAAAGCGAAAUCGAUUGCUGGAGGAAGCCGGAAGAAAUGUUGAUGAAUUAAACAUCACGCUAGAAACUGUUUCGACUUCUGUUUGGCCGGAUUUGGGAGUGGAAGUCUCACAACAGGAUCUUGAGUCGCUUUUUACAAGAUAUAGUUCUGUACAUCAAAGUCCAGCAACACCUUCAGAUACUACUGACCAGAACAAUGAAGGAAUCGAGGAGAUGGAUGAUCCGGCUGAAGAAAUUGUUGAUGCCAAGGACCCGUACUCAUUUAUGCAAAAUUUGAGUUUGAAAGAUGCGCUUGUGCAUCUAGUGAUACAGGGUCGUGCUUCCCGUUUCCUAAUUGAAGGUUUUCUUGUCAUCUUAAGGAAAUAUUUAAAAGCCAAAGUUCCUAAAACAAAACGAACGCUUCUUGAAACACCAACGCAGAUUGGAUCUGCUAUUAAACCGAUACAAGGUGGCCAAUUAUGGUAUCAUGGCAUCGAAAAUGUUCUUGAAAAAUACUUUGAAAACGUUGUUCCAGAAGUAGACGCAUUUACGGUGGAUGUCUCUAUUGAUGGACUUCCACUCUUUAAAAGUUCCCGGAAGCAGCUUUGGCCAAUUCAAAUAAGAAUUGUUGAACUUUUAAAGCACCCAGCAAUGAUUGUUGGAACGUUUGGAGGAUCGAAAAAACCGGGUAGCUUGGAGGAAUUUUUAAGACCUCUAGUUGAGGAAAUAAAUGAUAAAUCAUAAAUAUGAUAAAUGAUAAAUCACUAUAAUUUGCAAGAAGCUGUGAAAAUAAAUUUCUAACGUGCACAACAUUUACUAACAUAGCUGUGCAUGUUAACUGAUUCCAUUAAAAUUUGAUUUUUCAGUUGAAAAUUUCUUUGCUAAUUAAAUUCAGACUAUUCCCGGCUAGCACGAUUGAGGGCCAGGGGUAUGUAGAAAUCGAGCGAAAUGGGGGAAAAAUCCCGAAGCAAAAAUCCGUCAUAAAAGCCAUCACUUAGACGCAUUUUAUGACGAUUUUCAAAUU
Anopheles stephensi (Asian malaria mosquito) is the source of this 1146-nucleotide messenger RNA. RefSeq lists its product as uncharacterized. The record is from RefSeq and is a predicted model, not a curated record. The coding region runs from base 108 to 866 and encodes 252 amino acids. Lineage: Eukaryota; Metazoa; Arthropoda; Insecta; Diptera; Culicidae. The transcript is spliced from 4 exons.